Molecule: messenger RNA, 1691 nt
Organism: Caenorhabditis angaria
Lineage: Eukaryota; Metazoa; Nematoda; Chromadorea; Rhabditida; Rhabditidae
Source: the annotation of a GenBank genome assembly
AUGAACAAGAAAUCUAACAACAAGCCGACAGCAAGCCAAUCACAAUUGAAUCUUUGUCCAAUUGUCGUAGCCGAUCCUGCUCAACCCGCAACUCGAUCAAAAAUGGAUGCUACUCAAACACCUCUACCUCCACCUCCUGUUCAACCUCCAACACAAGUUCAACAACCAGUGAAAAUAAAGCUGACUGCUCGAAUUGGACAAUUACUUCGUGUUGGUAAGAAAGACAAAAAUGGAAAACGGAAAGCAAUAUCAAAACAGGAUAGACCAUUGACAACACGCAAAAGUGACACAAAAUUGGCACCAAUCACUUUAGCCGAAGAGAAAACGUGUAAAUCCUAUCGAAAAACCAAACAACCCAACAAACGGUCGCCUUCAGCUUCGAGAACCCAAAAAACUGAGAAUAUUAAGCCAAAAUCUUGCGGUUCUCAAACAUCACUUCAUAUUCGUAAGUUCUCCUAUUAUUCUUAUAAAAACCAGACAUAUUUCUUGAAUUAUUUACAGAUCCUGUAUCUCAACGUGAACUUCCUGAUAAACCUGCUGAAUUUCGUCCUGUUUCAGUAGAAAAACUGGAAAAAUCUUGUCAAAAUCUACUGGAACAACUUGGUUCGAAAUCGACAAGUCUAUUUGAAGAUCAAUGGGAAUAUAUUGAUGAUGUGGAUGUUGAGGUAACUUAUUACUGAAACCACAGUUUUCUUCAACCAAAAAUCGUUUUUUAGGAUGCAAAUAUUCAAGCUUUUCUUUCUCACAUCGAAGAUUAUAAUCAAGCUGAAGAUGUUGAAGUUUUAGAUGGAAAUCGUGUAAAAUUGGAUAAAACCGAAACAAAACGCGAUGAUUAUAUCCACGCAAGUUAUGUUGAAAUCAAGGAUAUUUCUCGUAAAUUUGUUUUGGCUCAACUUCCACUUUUAAAUUCAAAAAGACUCGAAGAUUUUUGGACAAUGAUUUAUCAGGAAAAACUUCACAAUAUUUAUUUGAUUUGUCAUCCUGAAGAUUCUGCAAAAUCAAUUGAUUCUGAUAAAUUCAGCGAAUAUUUUCCAUUGACAAGUGGACAUCAUGAACAUUAUGAACAAAUUUGGGUUCAUAAUCGAAAAGUUGAAUCAGGAAGUUUGGAUGGUGAUUUAAAUGAUCAAUUUAUAAUUGAAGUUUUGCCAAAUGGUUGUGCUGAAUCAAUUUUGGUUACAAUUCAUUUAUUGAAUUAUUGGCCAACUGGAGAUAUUCCUUUGAAACCUAAACGUAUUCUAAAUAGUGCUACAAAUGUUUUUGGUGCUGCUGAUGCUUAUGAAGGUGAUCCAAUUGGAAUUAUAAGUAAAAGAGGAGCUGGAAGACCUGGAACAUUUUUGGCAAUUGUUUGUGCAAUUCAAAUGAUGAAAAAUGGCCAAAAUUUGGAUUUGAAGGAACUUUGUCGAUCAAUUAGAAAGCAAAGACCUGGAGGAAUUGAUACUUAUUUCCAGGUAUGUAAUUAUUGAUUGAUUUGUUAAUUCAUAAAAUAUUCAAUCGAUAAUUUUCAGUUUGUCUCAAUUUACUCAACAAUUCUUCAAUUUGCUGCUCAAUACGUCAACAAAGAUAUGAAAGCGGGAAUUGAGAAAAUUGAACGAGUUAUUGAUUUAAUUAUGAAACAAAAAGGAAAAGAGGAUGAUGAUGGAAAAUCGAAAGAAGAAUUGAAGACUCAAUCCAUUGAUAAAACUAUCGAUUAA